Messenger RNA from Perca flavescens (yellow perch), 4018 nucleotides. It is a transcript of the gene uxs1, whose product is annotated as UDP-glucuronate decarboxylase 1. The transcript has 15 exons. NCBI's taxonomy places the organism in Eukaryota, Metazoa, Chordata, Actinopteri, Perciformes, Percidae. Gene Ontology annotation, cellular component: cytoplasm. Gene Ontology annotation, biological process: D-xylose metabolic process. Gene Ontology annotation, molecular function: UDP-glucuronate decarboxylase activity; NAD+ binding. Bases 932 to 2191 code for a protein of 419 amino acids. The record is from RefSeq and is a predicted model, not a curated record.
UGAAUGAGCCAUUGUGUCAGUGUUCAGAAUAAAUUAUCCUGCAACUUCAAAGCUACGCCUUAUAAAGUAUGUUAAAUAUUUGGCACAAUAGUAUAUUGUUCCAUUAGUCUAUUAAUGGCAACGGCCUUAGUAAGCUCAUACUAAUAAAAUAAACGACUAAAACGAGCGUCACGCAGUCUCUGCAAGAAAAGUCAGGCUGCGAAAUCGAGCAAAGACUAAUCGCUCAUCUGCUAUUCCUCGGCCCAACUGUGAAGAGCAAACUCCGGCAUGUAUGCAUCUGUACGUCGUUAAAAUGAAUAGCUUUUUUAUUUUCCCGGUACUUACCUGAAUAUAAACGUGAGGCAGGAUUCGAGUCUGUUGUUCAUAAGCGGCGGCUAUGAACGGAAGAAAUAUACGCUGUCAGUUUAGUAGCAUGCUAGCUAGCUGUAGCUGAUUGCUAAUGUGGUGCUAACGCACAUCCAUUUGGCUUCACAGUAUUAUUUGUUACUAAGGCGUUGCUGCAGUUUGUAACCUAUCUUUAAGAUAUCCAUUUACGUAAACAUGAUGUGUUGUAGCUAAUAUACCUGUUAACUUAGUCGGUGGACAAAUGCCGCUGAUAAAUACGUUUAUUUGUAGUUGUGAGUGUUGACACUACACCGUGUAGCCUGGUAACUUAACGUUACUGUUUGCUACCAAUGUGUACAGUUACCGUGCUAGCCACGUAAACUGCUCCUGCUUGGUGUUGACGUAGCAGCAGCCGCUUGCCUGUCCUGUCAAGCUAGUUCUAUUUUAUAGGAAUUAGGAGCACCAAGUCAUUGACAGUCUGCUUAAUAAACCAAGACAUCCCGAAGACUCGAACUCCACCGAGGACAUGUACAAUUGUGACUCAAAAUGCUGUAGCUGGACUUGAACGUGUGGCUCGUUGGGUUCUUGGUCCUGUUGCAUUGAGCGGAUGAUGAAGCGGGUCAUCUGGCUGAUAUCAGGAUUAAACAGAAGAAUGAUGAAGCUACUUUUUGCCCUCGCUUUGAUCGCCUACAUUGCCUCUGUCUGGGGAACAUAUACGAACAUGAGAUCAAUACAAGAACACGGAGAAAUGAAGAUUGAGCAGAGGAUUGAUGAAGCUGUGGCUCCUCUCCGAGAGAAGAUUCGUGAUCUGGAACAAAGUUUUUCUCAGAAAUACCCACCUGUGAAAUUCCUGUCAGAAAAGGAUCGGAAGAGAAUUUUGAUCACUGGUGGGGCUGGUUUUGUUGGUUCCCAUCUGACUGACAAACUGAUGAUGGAUGGCCAUGAGGUGACGGUGGUGGACAACUUCUUCACAGGAAGGAAAAGGAAUGUGGAGCACUGGAUUGGCCACGAAAACUUUGAGCUCAUCAAUCAUGAUGUGGUGGAGCCUCUCUAUAUUGAGGUGGACCAGAUCUAUCACCUGGCGUCUCCAGCCUCCCCUCCCAACUACAUGUACAAUCCCAUCAAAACACUCAAGACCAACACCAUUGGCACUCUUAACAUGCUUGGUUUGGCCAAACGUGUGGGCGCCAGACUUCUCCUGGCUUCUACUUCUGAGGUUUAUGGAGAUCCAGAGGUACACCCACAAAAUGAGGAGUACUGGGGGCAUGUGAAUCCAAUUGGUCCUCGUGCGUGCUACGAUGAGGGGAAGCGUGUAGCAGAGACCAUGUGUUAUGCCUACAUGAAACAGGAAGGAGUAGAGGUGAGGGUAGCGAGAAUCUUCAAUACGUUUGGCUCCCGAAUGCACAUGAACGACGGACGAGUUGUCAGCAACUUCAUCCUGCAGGCUUUACAGGGAGAACCUCUCACUGUGUAUGGUUCUGGUUCCCAAACAAGAGCCUUUCAGUAUGUAAGCGAUCUGGUCAACGGCCUGGUGUUGUUGAUGAAUAGUAACAUCAGCAGUCCAGUCAAUCUGGGGAACCCAGAGGAACACACCAUAUUGGAGUUUGCUCGUCUCAUCAAAAGUCUAGUCGUGAGCCAAAGUCAGAUCCAGUUCCUUCCAGAGGCGCAGGACGACCCACAGAGGAGAAGACCUGACAUCCGAAAAGCCAAGAUGAUGCUGGGCUGGGAGCCGGUGGUGCCCCUGGAGGAAGGCUUGAACAAAACGAUCCAGUACUUCAGCAGGGAACUUGAGCACCAGGCCAACAACCAGUACAUCCCCAAACCUAAAGCCGCCCGCAUGAAGAAAGGACGACCCAGACACAACUGAGGUCGGGAUUCCCACCACAGACUCCCAAAACACCGAAGGAUGUUAAGACUCCUCAGAGGACCCUCGAAAAGCAACCGUUUUCUAAAAUACAUUGUUGAAUAUUGCACUGGGAUAUGGUGUCUUUUAGUAAAGUAGAGAAAAACUUUCUCUUUAAAAAAUGUUGUGUUGCCUUGCGUUGGAGCUGCACUGUGGGAUGAGAGCUUUCCAUACAGGAGCUCGCGUGUUGGAUGGACAAGCUUGGAUCAAAAACUGACAUUUCAGGCAAGAAAUCUGAAACCCAGCCUACAUUUUAUUUGUGAAUUUGUGUUUUUCAUAUUUAAAUUGCAGACAUAAGAAUCUUGCAAACAGCUCUCACUGUGCAUCAGUGCUUUGUGUUUAUUUAACCAGUUUCAUGGUGUUUUGUCUCCAGAGUUGAGCUACCUGACUUUACUCUACACUUCCACUGGAUGUUUUGUCUUCUUAUCAGUGGUGUUCUGUUCAUGCAGCGCACUGCAGGACUGGGCAAAUCCUCUAGAAAGACUGUUACACCAUCAUUAGGUGUUUAUCAGAACAUUGUGUUCUACUUUGUGAAAGAUCUCAUGUCAGGAUGUGCAUUAUCAAUUUCAGAUAAAGAUGCUAUUUUUAAAAAUGUUUCUGAUAUUUUGCGUAUGAUAUACAGUAAUUAGGGAAGUGUGUGUUUGCGUUCGUGUGCAAGUGUGUGCGCAUGCAAGUGUGUUCGUGGACAGCUACAAUUGUUUAGUAGAAGUGAAAAGCAGGGGACUUAAAUAGGAAGCCACAUCUUUAUUUACAAUAAUCAAAUAAGCGAAAUCGGAUUUUAAUAGUAUUUCAUACAAAAGCUGAAAAUGUAAAUGGCACACAUAUUGUGUUUUUGCUGUCAUUGAACAUCGCUACUGCUCUAACUAAUAGCCUAUGUGAGGAUGGCGAGAAAGUGUUGAGUGGGUUGUACUCAGUACUGGUGGGUGUAACCAAUCAAUACAAAGAAGCCAUGGCAGCUGUGGAGUAUUUGGAUAUAUUUGCAGGUUUAAAACCAACAGACACAGUUAAUAGUAGUCAUAGUUGACAUUCGCUCCGUGUCUGUAAGAACUAGAGUCACGCGGGCCGAUGGGGGCGUUUUCAUCGUAGUGGUGCUGACGCCCUUGAUCAGUGGAGCGAGCUUGGUCCAUCCAGUACGACAGGUCGGCCUCCAGUCUCUAGUGAGGAAGAAACACAACAGUACGUGACUCGUUAGCAAACUCCGCCUCAACAAAUCUCAAGCUAAUAGACACAGAGGUAGCUGAUAAGGUGUCCGCUGAGACUGUCAGCAGGCUCAGCUGUCGCGAAUAGACACACAUGAAAGCCAAACAUUGAAAAGGCCAAUGCUUUCACGGCUUUGGCCUUUUACGGAAGCAACAAUGGCACACAUGGAAAAAAAGGCAUCGUGAAUUGGGCUGUGUGAGAUUUACUGCUUCACUGGCUAAAACGAAAACGAUGUCGGUGAGGGGGCCUUUUCGUGCACUCUGCUCUCUUUUUUUUUUUUUUCUGCCCUUGUUAUGUUCCCUCCAUUCCUUGGUGUCCCUGGUGAAUUCUACAUGACAGUCACUGACCUGAAAGAAAACUGAAGCUGGCUCUGUGGGAUUAUAUUUGUAUAUGAGAGUCAUUAAUGUAUUGCCAUGUAUUAUGUUCCACGUUUUUAGUUAUUCAUUCAGUCAUACGGAAACAUUGUGAGGAUAACUGUGCCUUUUGAAAAGAUUCUUCUAGAGAUCAGACUACAGUUUACACCAGCUAUGUCACUCCACGUUUUUGUCAUCCACAUAUCUGAGAAGUAUAAAGAUCCCGAUUACUAUUGAA